UAAUAAUUAAACUAAAUUCCAAAAAGCAAUUUUCAUAUUAUUGAUUAAGUAAUCCUAAUAUAAAAACAAAAAAGGAAAUGAUAAACUAGGGGCAUUUCGGUAACUUCCAUAUCGACAUGCCGAAACAAUUUGAUUAAUCAAAUCUCACCCUCCCUCUUUUCUUUUUCUUCCCACCGCUUCUCCGUCGAGUGAUUAAGGUACUCUCCGGCGAACUUCCUCGAAUAUCUCCGAUUGUACCCGAGAAUCUGUUAAAUACCAUUUAUACCCUUUCAAAACCCCCCAUUCCGUUCAAUCAUAAACCCUUCUUUUGCCCGAUUUGGAUCAUCAAUCGUAUACGCGUUGUGUAUCUACAUCCAAUAAUGCGCGGAUGGCCCAGUACAGGCAAUCCGGUGGCGGCGGCGGCGGCGGAAAUGGGGCGCGAAACGGUGUCGUGUCGGAUCACGUUUCAGUCGGAGUCCGUGGCGGUUCGAGGCACAUCCACCACCGUCGAUUGAAGGCGCCGCCUGCUUAUAAGAUCUCCAUUGGAUUCUGCAUCCUGACGCUCGCUAUUAUUUUGUUGAUCUCCACUUUUUUCUAUUUCUCGUUGCAGAGUAAAGGAGGUGAUAUAAACAGGCACCAAGUUCAAGAUGAUGACACGGGCAAUGAAACAGAUUUUCUCAUGGAUGUUACACAGCUACAAAAAUCCAAGGAGCUCAAAUUCGGCCAUGGAUCCGUUGCUCAUGGCAGGGAUUCACGGGACUGGGACAAGGAUGACAGAAGAAGAGAUGAGGAUUAUAGUGAGGAAGAACAGGAGCGUGUUCGAGAUGGUUCUGUUGAUAAGGUUCACACUCCAGUGAAAAACAUCGAUAAAAAAGAUUCUCACGAAGUUUUGGGUAAACAAGGAAUUGGCUUGUACAAUGAGGUUGGGCGCGAUGAAUUGAAAAUCUACCAGGCUGAAUACGAGGCCUCUCUAAACGGAAGCCACAGAUCUGGAGAGACUGACGAGAGGGAACGCAAAGCAUUAGAGGAUAAUGAUGAAUAUGAUGAUGGUAUUGACUUACAGGAUGAUCAAAUGGAAGAUGGUGAUGAUGUUGGGCAUGAUGACAAGGACCACUCUAGUGCCACAGAGCCUCGUACUGUUAGAAACAAGAAGCAAAGCAUCAAUGAGGAAUCUGAUAAAGAUUCCACUGGUUUGUUAAGCAAAGGAUCUUCUUUGGAAUCCCAGCAUGCUCAAGUUGAUGCAGUUUCUGGGCAUGCGAAUUCUGUAGAAGCUCACCAUGUUCGAAAGGUGAUGCCUGGAAAACGCUCAGGUUCAAGAAAGAAGCCUAAGCGUCGAAAGUUUUCUGGUUCUUGUGAAAUGAAAAUUUCGAAUUCCAGUACACUACUUGUGGAGCCAGUGGAAAGUCGAAAGUUUGCAAGGUUCUCCUUGCAAUACACAAAGAAAGAAGAGAAGCCCUUUGGAGAUGAAAAAUGGGAGCCUAGAUUUGCCGGACAUCAGAGUCUCGGAGAAAGGGAAGAAUCUUUCAUUGCUCGUGAUCAGAAAAUUAACUGUGGGUUUGUAAAAGGUCCUAAGGGGUCACAAAGUACAGGGUUUGACUUAGCUGAAGACGAUGCAAAGUAUAUUAGUAGUUGCCACAUUGCUGUUAUGUCUUGCAUAUUUGGCAAUUCUGAUCGCUUGAGAUCACCAAUUGGCAAAACUGUCUCUCGUACAUCGAGGAAAAACGUAUGCUUUGUCAUGUUCGUAGAUGAAGUAACUUUACAAACUCUUUCAGCAGAAGGCCAAAUGCCCGAUACAAUGGGCUUUGUGGGAUUAUGGAAGAUUGUGGUGGUGAAGAAUCCUCCUUUCACCGAUAUGCGGAGAGUGGGAAAGAUACCGAAAUUUUUGCCACAUCGACUAUUUCCUUCAGCCAGGUACUCAAUUUGGUUGGACAGCAAACUUCGCCUCCAGCUCGAUCCAUUGCUUAUCUUGGAAUACUUCCUAUGGAGAAAAGGUUACGAGUACGCUAUUUCAAAUCACUAUGACCGCCAUUGUUUGUGGGAAGAGGUUGCCCAAAACAAGAAGCUCAACAAGUACAACCAUAGUGUUAUAGACGAACAAUUUGCAUUCUAUCAAGCAGACGGCAUGAAAAGAUUUAACGCAUCAGACGCUAACAAGCUUCUACCCAGCAAUGUACCAGAAGGGUCGUUCAUCGUCAGGGCUCAUACACCAAUGUCGAACUUGUUUUCUUGCCUCUGGUUUAACGAGGUUGACCGUUUUACACCUCGUGACCAGCUAAGUUUCGCCUACACGUAUCACAAAUUAAGACGGACAAAUCCCGAAAAACCCUUUUUUCUCAACAUGUUCAAGGACUGUGAGAGGCGAAAGAUAGCUAAAUUGUACCAUCAUAGGUCCGAGGAGCGGAGGAAUAUUCCCCUACACGAAACAGAGUAGUUCUUUACGAUCCCGAUUUUAAUCAAGAAACUUCAUAUGCCCUUUCGGAGAAAUAUGCGUUAAUUGUGGAGGGUGACGGAUAUGGUACAAUACGGUGUAUAUUGCAAAACUUUAUGUCGGGGGUGGUGAAAAGGACAUUGCUUCCAUUGAUACUAUACGAACAAGCUUUAAAAGGUCAGUCCUCGAUUCGCUUCAUAGAUAGAAGAAAGACAUAUAUAUGACGGGCCAUUGUGCCUUAAUUCGAUUCAUUUAGUUACUUAUAUUGAACCGUGUAAUCCAUAAUGAAGCACUUGAUAUAUUUGUACUAAUAUUUUUCAAAGCUGCUUCUGUUUUUCUUCGAUGCAUGCCGUGAUUAUGUAUUCGUCCAAUUUUUGAUU
Erythranthe guttata (spotted monkey flower) is the source of this 2787-nucleotide messenger RNA. RefSeq lists its product as uncharacterized. NCBI's taxonomy places the organism in Eukaryota, Viridiplantae, Streptophyta, Magnoliopsida, Lamiales, Phrymaceae. The record is from RefSeq and is a predicted model, not a curated record.